AGUUCAGUAAUCCGGGAAAGUUUUCAUCUAUUUUGUAUUUGUAGCAUUUUGGCGGCAUGGCCGAGUGGUAAGGCAAGGACUGCAAAUCCUUUUUUCCCCAGUUCAAAUCCGGGUGGUGGAGAUGUUGCAUGGGUGAUUUAACUUAGCCAGCUGGCCCUCUAGGAAAAUUUAUAUACUCCCACUUUUUCUGAAAUGGGAGUACAACUCCUUCGCAUUCCACUUCAGAACUUACCAUUAUAAUAAAACACAUUUAUUCAUUUAGGGGCUAACUGGCUUUAACACAAAUGUAUCUUCAUAAAAGUUAUAAUAAAAAGGGUUGUAUUAUGGUACAAAAUGAUUCUCCUUCACUCCCAUGCAAAGUAUGUGUUCUACAGAGCCAUGGCCCGUGAGCCCAUGAUAAGGGCCAUAAAAAGUUACUAUUAUAGUUUCAUAAACUCUUUUUCUAUCUUCUUGUUUCUAAGGAGAUUUGGAGUCUAAAGUUGAUAGUCAUCUUCAGCAAAUGGAUUUUCCCCAAUUUAUUCCCACACAAGUGAUGUAUAAGAACCAACUACAAGAGUACACACAAAAACUUGCAAAACCACACCCCAUUUAUCAAACAGUUAAUGAAGGUUUUCCACAUGCCCCAAAGUUCAGAUCAACAGUCUUGGUUGAUGGAUCCAAAUAUGAAUCCGGGUCGACCCAUCUCACGAAGAUACAAGCUGAGCAGGCAGUAGCAAAAAUAGCUUAUGAAUGCAUUCAGAAAACAAUUGAUUCUAAAGAUUUUUCACUUAUUUACAGGGAACUCUUGUUGUGCAAAUCCAUUCUCUAUGAAUUUGCUGUCAAAAAGAAUAUGAAUAGGCCUAUAUAUAACACCAGAUAUGCAGAAGGGCCAAGUUCAGUUUACAUUUCCCACAUGGUUUUGGGAGGCAGAACUUACAAAGGUGAGGUAGCUGGAAGCAAGAAAAUGGCAGAGCAAUUAGCUGCUCGGGCCGCGAUUGAAUCACUCUUAGAAACUGAUGCAGGGACUCUUUCCCAAAUCAUUGUGUCAAAAAGUAAUUGUCAUCCUGGUGUACAAACCAGAAAGGAUACUGGCCCUGUUGAGAAAAUGUUGCCUAAAUGCUCUGGUAAUUUACAAGGCCAAAAAGCAAGCAUUGAGAGAACAGUUGUUUGCUUCAAAACUGAUGGCACAGUUGGUAAUCCUGGAAGCAGACCAAAGCGUGAAGCAGAAACUAACAACUGGGGAAGGAACAAAAUGAGAAGAUUUGGCAACUGAUAUUUGGACUUUAUGUCCGUCUUAAUAUCUAGGUAGAAUAUACU
This is a messenger RNA of Lycium ferocissimum, 1296 nucleotides long. Its product is annotated as double-stranded RNA-binding protein 4-like. The coding region runs from base 500 to 1252 and encodes 250 amino acids. Lineage: Eukaryota; Viridiplantae; Streptophyta; Magnoliopsida; Solanales; Solanaceae. The transcript has 6 exons. The record is from RefSeq and is a predicted model, not a curated record.